AUGAUCACACAGAUGAAAAAGAAAAAGAAACUAGCUAAAGUGUUGAUUCCUGUACUGGUAUUUUUAGUGAUAGUCAACACCAUUUCUAUAGUAAGUCUUUUCUCUGAAGUUGAAUUUUACAAACAAAAGCAGAAUUUGAAUAAUGAAAUGGACCAGAAAUUCACCAAGCAUUCUGUCCAACAUACCAGUGUUUAUACAUCUUAUGAAACAACUGUUCCUACAAACACUUCUGCUUACCCAUUUAGAUUUUACAUAUAUGAACUGCCAAGAAGUUUAAACAAAGACAUUCUUGAAUAUUGUCAUAAUUAUCUCGAUAGAAACUGUUUUAAUUUUUCCUUGUAUGGAAUGGGAAAAGAAAUAGUAUCUAACCAAUAUACCGAUGGAUCUAUAAGUAUAUGUGGUACAAAUCAAUUUAAUUUGGAACCAAUUAUUCACGAAAAACUUAAAAGAAACCCUUUAAGAACAAGAAAUCCAGAGAAAGCUGACAUGUUUUAUGUUCCUGCAUAUAUAGGAUUAUUAUGCAUUUGUCAGAAUGAUAAAGCAUCAAAAAUGGUACAAACAUUGAAAGAUUUUCUGACAAAUAGUUCCUAUUUUUCAACUGGGAAGCCUCAUUUUUCAACAGCUUCAAAAAUUGAAAAAGAAAUGGAAAGCAGUAAUUGCCCGUAUUUGUUUCAGUCUUUUACAAAUAAAAUUACAUAUGUUACCAUUGAAAAGCAAAAAAUGUCAUAUGGACUUAAUACUGUAUGGCCAUAUUCAAUAAUGCAUAAAAACUCGAUUAUAGUAGCACCAUAUCCAUCAUAUGGCCAUUUUCAACAAUCAAAAGAAAUAGAUUUGUCCACAGUGCCGAUUCAUGAUAGAGACGUGUUUAUUUUACUUCCUGCUGGAGAACAUCCAUCAAGUCAUCAAAGAUCGAAAAUUAUGAAACAAUUCGAUAUUAAAACAAAGUUACCAUACAGCAGAUUUAAAAUGUGCCAUGUAAACCGUACAAACACCAUGGUCCUGUUUUAUACAAAAGAGUGUGAUUACAGUAUAAGUAAAUCAUUAUUUUCAUGGAUGCAGCAUUCAGUAUUUUGCCUACAGCCUCCAGGUGAUUCCCCUUCAAGAAAAUCCUUCUACGAUUCUAUCAUCAGUGGAUGCAUUCCGGUCAUUUUAACAGUGGAUGGACACAAUCCGUAUGCAUUUCAGGAGUUUCUCGAUUACUCAACUUUUACUAUUUCAAUUGAUGUGGAUAAAAUUUUAGAAGAGGGUCAUAAUAUUUACAAUCUCUUACAAGAUGUGUCAACUAUUCAAAUUCAGAAAAUGCAUGAAAAAAUUAGAAAGAUAGCUAAAUAUAUGCAGUAUUCCAUUCCUAGUCGUAAAAGAGAAAGAGAAAAUGAUGCACUGCAGCUUAUAUUUCAUAAGUUGGCAAAUAAAUUUAAUCUUCCUUAUGACAAACAAUUACAAGGCAUAAAUUAGCUACAAUGAAAGUGUGUGCUCAAUAUAACUUUUUUUAAUCAUUUACUGUUAAACGUUAUUCAUUGGAAAAACACAUUAUAUUUUUUAUGAACACAAUUAUGAAUCAUUGAAACUGUAGAA
Molecule: messenger RNA, 1575 nt
Organism: Mytilus trossulus (common blue mussel)
Lineage: Eukaryota; Metazoa; Mollusca; Bivalvia; Mytilida; Mytilidae
Exons: 2
Coding region: 1-1455 (484 amino acids)
Molecular function (GO): glycosyltransferase activity
Source: RefSeq, a predicted model, not a curated record